Molecule: messenger RNA, 1089 nt
Organism: Yarrowia lipolytica CLIB122
Lineage: Eukaryota; Fungi; Ascomycota; Dipodascomycetes; Dipodascales
Source: RefSeq, a predicted model, not a curated record
AUGUUGCCGUGGGAGCUGCUUUCCCGUCUUGGUCUGGAUGUGCAAUCGCUAGUGAGCUUGUCUCAAACUUGUCGUGCGUGGUUCUACGCCAUCUCGGACCAGGACUGGGAACAGCUUCUCACAAAAGAGUGCCCCAAUCCGUGGAUGUACUACACGUACUCUCCACGGGCCAGCUGGAGAGCCUGUGCCGUGGCCUAUGUGAAAGGAAGACGAGGAAAGCUGCCUCCGAGACACUUUUCCAAACACACUUGGCCCGUGUACGUCGACACUCCGCUGCCCACAGAUUUCUACAGUCUGUGCAAACAAACAGGAACGAUGCAGGAGGAAGCUCCUCUUGUAUUCUGUGAUAACGGCUUCUUCAGCAACUCGGGCUUUGUGAACCUCUCUGAAGACCAGGAGUCGUUCUACGAGCCUCACAUCUGGUACGAGGACGGGAUUCUGUCCAAUGCUCACGGAAUCGAAAUGGAAAUCGGUCCGAAACGCCCCUGUGUCAUCAGAUCAUCGCCACACGCACUUGUCGUUCUGUUUGAACACAAUAUCCACACAGGUUUGUACGUCAAGUUCAGAGACACCCCAGGACGAGCUCCGGACGUCAAACUCGACAAGACUGUCUCGUUCCUCUACUCAAGCUGCACCAUCUACCUCUUUUACAAUUUUGUGCUCAUUGUCAAGCGUGAAAGCUACGGAACCAAGUUCUACACUGUGUGGCACGGCGUGUUCACGAAGAUAACUCCGCCAAUGGACCAGGUCUGGAGAAGAGACGGAGUGCUACUGUGCUGGGACGGUAACAUUUGGGCAACAGAUUCCACUGUAUGGGGUGCAAAUGUGGGGUUUGGCACGUCAGUCAAGGUCGUCCAAGAUGAGGAAUUCGGCCAGUACGCAGCCUUGUACAACCAAGAAGGAUUAUGUCAACGCCUGAUAGACCUCAAGAACAAGUUUUACAUGGAUGUGGGUGACAUGCACGCAAACACACUCAUCACCUUGAUAGGGGUAUCUUAUGAAGAGGUGGGAAUCUACACCUUUACAAAGUCUUAUCUAGCCAACACCAUCAUGGGCUACCAGGGAGACUCGGACCUGUUCACUAUUUAA